CUACACAUGAUUGAUGGCUGGACUGGGAUUUCUCCGCCCAAACGUCUUCCCUCCUCCCUCUGUCUACCUUCCUCCCCCUCUUUCCCUCCUCCUCCCUUCCCCCCUCCCUCUUGUCUCUUCACCCCCUCCCCCAGUCUCCCGGCGGCGGCCUAGCUCUCUUCCUUCCACUCCACUUCAGAAACACCAAGCGACUUUUCUUCUUUCCCACGCCAACACAGACACACAAAAACAGAACACAGACAGCCCGCGAGUAACUUCUUCUCGAAGUCACAACGAUUACAUUUUUCUCAGUUUUAACGAUAAUGGACGACGAAAUAAGCAAGAAAGUAGGGCUGGUGAGCUGACUUCGCUUCGGAUGGAUUUUACUCGGGGGGAAACAGGAUAAAGUUUUAUGUGCGUGCGUGUUUCAGCGAACUUCGACGCACAACUUUUCAUUGUUGUCGUUUUCCCUUUCAGUUGGAGGAGAUACCUAGCUAUAUAUAUAUAUUUUUACACCCGUAUGCAAAUAUUCAUGGAUUUAACUUUUUGGUUUCGUCGGUGUGUUUUGUAACUUGUUUUUCUAUCCCAGAAGACGCAACAAGGAACGAGGGGGGCAAGUCAAGAAAUCAGCUACCCAAAUAGCUACUGUAGUUAGCUUAGCUACUGUAGCUAACAAAAAUGAACAGUCGUUGAAUGCUUAUUUUUGCGGGGUUUGCGAUAAAUAUUCUCUUGUUUAUGGGUUAUAUUGUUACUACCACUGAAAAGCGUGGAAAUAUAAAUAAUACCGUGUGUUAGCUAGGUAGCUAAGUGUUUUGAGAGAGGGUUUUUGGAACUGGAUAUUUAGCUAGCUAAAACAGGACUUCCACAGCAAGACCACACUGUUUCGAAAUCCAAGAUGCCGCAGCUGGACGGGGGAGGAGGCGAUGAUUUGGGGGCAAACGAUGAGUUAAUUUCGUUUAAAGACGAGGGGGAACAUGAGGAAAAAACAGCCGAGAAUGUGUCCUCUGAGCGGGACCUGGACGACGUCAAGUCCUCGCUGGUUAACGAGACGGAGAACAACAGCAGUUCGUCUGACUCCGAGCAGGCAGGCAGUCACAGACGUCCCCAGCAGCACAGACCAGAUUGGGAGAGCUAUGUCAGGCAGAGAGAGUUCUUUGCAGAAGCUCUGAGACAGCAACACGACAGUGGGUUGUUCAAGGCAUCUCCAUAUGCUGGCUAUCCCUUACUGAUGAUCCCUGACCUGGGUAACCUAGCUAACCUGAGUCACCUGGGGAACCUUGGCAACCCCUACCUCUCUCCCGGAGCCCUCUCACCCGGCGCCAGGACGUAUCUACAGAUGAAGUGGCCCAUGCUGGAUGUUCCUGGAACCUCUGCUUUAAAAGACCCUCGCUCCACCUCCCCCGCUCACAUGUCCAAUAAGGUACCAGUGGUGCAGCACGGUCACCUGCCCCCCUUCUCUCCCCUCCUGUCCUACAGUCCAGACCCCUUCCCCCCGCGGACACCCCCUCCUCACCUCUCACCUGACACAGGUCUUCCCCGCACUCCCCACCCAGCAGAGCUCUCCCCCUACUACCCUCUCUCUCCUGGAGGCAUGGGACACAUGACACAUCCUUUGGGCUGGCUGCCGGGCCAGUCUAUGUACGGUAUUCCAGCGGGGGGAUUUAGACCAUCCUACCCUGCAGCUCUCGCCAUGAACUCUUCUAUGUCCAGCUUGGUGGCCAGUCGCUUCUCGCCCCACAUGGUCCCGUCCCUGCAGACGUCUGUCCCUCACCCUGCCAUCGUUUCCACGGCGAUCAAACAGGAACCAAGAGACGGCAACCGCCACGGGUGUGGCGUAUCCAUGGGGGACAGAGAGAAAGAGGAGGAGAAGAAGCCCCAUGUGAAAAAGCCCCUGAAUGCCUUUAUGCUGUACAUGAAGGAGCAGAGACCCAAGGUGGUGGCAGAGUGCACGCUGAAGGAGAGCGCUGCCAUCAACCAGAUACUGGGACGCAGGUGGCACUCUCUAUCUCGUGAGGAGCAGUCAAAAUACUACGAUAUGGCCCGUAAAGAGAGACAGCUACACUCCCAACUCUACCCUGGAUGGUCAGCUAGAGACAACUACGGGAAGAGAAAGAAGAGGAAGAGAGAUGGCAGGCCAGAGACUGCUCCAGAUGGACAAAUAACACACACCCAGUCUGCUGCUCCAGAGGAGCACUUCUCUCCACAGCCCAAGAAGUCAUGUGUGUCGUAUGGAACUCAGGAGAGGCCCAGUGUUUCUCACACACACCUGACACACACACACCUGUCCCAGGCUAGUCCCGCCUCCUCCCUGGACUCUCCAGCCACGCCCACCACUGCUCUGGCCUCUCCUGCCGCUCCCGCACCCACACACACUGAACACACACACUCUCACUCUGAGCACACACAUCCUGAGCAGGUCCAGCCCCUCUCCCUCACCACCAAACCCCCUCGCCCACACUCGCACAGGGAGACACACGGUCAGACUUACACCCACAUCCAGUCUCACACACACCCACACUUGUUCACUCACACACACCUGCCCCUCACCACUAAGACCACUUCAUCUCAAUCCUCUUCCUCUCAUCCCCCCUUUUCUCCCCACACGAGCUCAUCCAGUAACCAGACUCCGCCGCUCCUUACUGGACCAAUCCCCUUCACCUCUGGCUUAGCUCCUACCACCUCCAUCCACCAAUCGACGAUGAGCUCCCAUCAUGCCAUGCUCCAGUCCCAGCCUCUCUCCCUCGUCACCAGAAAUAAUCAUUGAAACCCAAAGAUGCUAACCACAGAUCUAGGAUACAAUUUUGCUAUGCCCAGUCCUAACCUUAAGCAUUACACUAACCCUAACCACUGAUCUGGGAUCAGAUUUUACCAAAUCGUAAGCAUUACACUACCCCCAGAUCCUUUAUGCACAGUCUAUCCAUAUUCAUGGGUCGGAUGAAAAACUAUCUGACCCUGUAUCAGUGGAUAGGAGGGUACUCUAGUCUGGGCAGGGGUGAACAACUCCUUGAGGGUUUUAGCUCCAGAGCAGCAAUACACCCAAUUUGAAUAGUGGUUUAAAUGAAGAUCAUGAUUAGUUGGUUAGUUGAAUCAUGUGCUGGGCUGGGAAAAAGCCUGCAAUAACCAAUAACCUGUUGCCUUCGAAUUAGGAUCAACUUUUUCCUACACUUUGUUUUUGUUUUUUUGUCUGUUUGUAAAUAAACUUUUUUUUUUUUAAACCUUUUCUAGAUAGUAGAUCUGGUUUUAUAUUAGUAUGAAAAGAAAACAAUUAUUGGUCAAUAUUUGACCACCUCUUUUUAACCAAGCAUAUUUUUAGUCAAAUGGAAUUGUAGAAUAUUGCCUUUUUUUGAUGAAUUUGUCCAAUUUGUUACUUGUAUGAAAUACAAAAAUGUAAAGGCACAUUUUUUUUUAAAGAAAAAUAGAUCAAAGUAAUAAUUUCUGUCUUUGGUAGUAAUGAGUGCAGAUCUGUUUCUCCCCCCUACUCUUAUAAAUCCCCCCUCCUGUAUGACUGAGUCUUUGUUGAUAAUAAACAUCUACUUAUUUCUGAAA
Molecule: messenger RNA, 3525 nt
Organism: Oncorhynchus kisutch (coho salmon)
Lineage: Eukaryota; Metazoa; Chordata; Actinopteri; Salmoniformes; Salmonidae
Gene: tcf7l1a
Product: transcription factor 7 like 1a
Exons: 12
Coding region: 875-2743 (622 amino acids)
Biological process (GO): canonical Wnt signaling pathway; regulation of transcription by RNA polymerase II; generation of neurons
Cellular component (GO): beta-catenin-TCF complex; chromatin
Molecular function (GO): RNA polymerase II cis-regulatory region sequence-specific DNA binding; DNA-binding transcription factor activity, RNA polymerase II-specific
Source: RefSeq, a predicted model, not a curated record